AUGAUCUGCCCGACUCUCGCUCUAUAUAUACUAUUAUUCUAUCUAUACUCUCUCUCUUUAUUUCUUUCUCUAUCUAUCUAUCUAUCUAUCUAUCUAUCUAUCUAUAUACUGCUUUCAUAUCCUCAUGUUAGCAAACAAUAUUAUCAACGAUAUUUCAUUGUUUAUCGAACGUGGACUUACAUCACAGAAUCCUCCAUGGAGAUGAUUACUAGACGACGACAUACCAAUUUCCGACUAAAUGAGCCACUUCUGCCAACCACUGUUCCCUACAAGCAGCCAACUGUUCCAUGGUCAAGUGUACAAUCAUCUCCACCCAAAUCUGGCUUGCUUCCUCAAGAUCAUAGCUGCAGAGACAGAACCAGUGAAUUUUUUUCUGCAGUCAAAUCAUUGCAGUCUCGAAGGAAGAAUCAUUUUAUGCCUGUACAAAAGAACAGACCACAAAAAAAUGAAUUUGCAUUAAAAGCAAGAUACAUUGGAAAGGAUUUAGCAAAUACUUUUUGCAAGAUGGAAAAACUCACUUUACUUGUUAUGAGUGAACACAUGCCAGGAAAUCCGAACGAAAUUGUGGAAUUAACAGCCAUGAUCAAACAGGACAUUACAGGGUUAAACAAGAACAUUGCAACACUUGAAGAGCUUAGCCAAACCCAGAAGCAUCAUCGUAAUAACCACCAACAGACACACUCCAAUUCAAUUGUACUUACACUCCAGUCACGAUUGGUUACACUGUCAAAUGAUUUUAAAGUUGUUCUUCAAACUCAUGCAGAGAAUUUGAAGCAACAAAAUAAACAGCAAAGUCCCCAGUUGUACAGACGAACCGAAGCUUAUCCAAGAAAGAAUUUCUACGUACAAGAUGACCAACAAGAACUUGUCAUCAAUAUGGAUUCUUCAGAGCCUCGAAAACAACAAAAUCAGGUGUUACUUGAAGAACAGAGGUCUCAUUAUCAAGAACGAGCGGACACGAUGCAAAGCAUUGAGACAACAAUUGUAGAACUUGGGUCUGUCUUCCAACGGCUGGCAACAAUAGUGAAAGAACAGGAGGAACAGGUUCACAGGAUAGAUUCUAACAUAAAUGACGCUGAUCUGAACAUAGAAGCUGCACACAGUGAACUAUUGAAAUAUUUUCAAUACGUCUCGUCCAAUCGUUGGCUAUUAAUCAAGAUCUUUAUUGUUCUCAUCAUCUUCUUUAUUGUUUUUAUUAAAUUUUUAGCCUAA
Acanthosepion pharaonis is the source of this 1212-nucleotide messenger RNA. NCBI's taxonomy places the organism in Eukaryota, Metazoa, Mollusca, Cephalopoda, Sepiida, Sepiidae. The record is from the annotation of a GenBank genome assembly.